Molecule: messenger RNA, 8117 nt
Organism: Dama dama (fallow deer)
Lineage: Eukaryota; Metazoa; Chordata; Mammalia; Artiodactyla; Cervidae
Gene: OMP
Product: olfactory marker protein
Exons: 1
Coding region: 2333-2824 (163 amino acids)
Biological process (GO): signal transduction; sensory perception of smell
Cellular component (GO): cytosol; neuronal cell body; nucleus
Source: RefSeq, a predicted model, not a curated record
UAAAGAGCCUCUUGAUGAAAGUGAAAGAGGAGUGAAAAAGCUGGUUUAAAAACUCAACAUUCAAAAAAUGAAGAUCAUAGCAUCUAGUCUCAUCGCUUCAUGGCAAAUAGAUGGGGAAACAAUGGAAAUAGUGAGAGAUUUUAUUUUCUUGGGCUCCAAAAUCACUGCAAAUGGUGACAGCAGCCAUGAAAUUAAAAGACGCUUGCUGCUUGGAAGAAAAGCUGUGAGCAACCUAGACAGCAUAUUGAAAAGCAGAGACAUUACUUUGCCAACAAAGGUCCGUCUAGUCAAAGCUAUGGUUUUUCCAGUAGUCAUGUGAGAAUUGGACCAUAAAAAAGGCUGAGCGCUGAAGAAUCGAUACUUUUGAACUGUGGUGUUGGAGGAGACUCUUGAGAGUCCGUCCCUUGGACUGCAAGGAGAUCCAACCAGUCCAUCCUAAAGGAAAUCAGUCCUGAAUGUUCAUUGGAAGGACUGAUGCUGAAGCUGAAACUCCAAUACUUCGGCCACCUGAUGUGAAGAACUGACUCAUUUGAAAAGAUCCUGAUGCUGGGAAAGACUGGAGGUGGGAGGAGAAGUGGCCGACAGAGGAUGAGAUGGUUGGAUGGCAUCACUGACUCGAUGGACAUGAGUUUGAGCAAGCUCCAGGAGAUGGUGAGGGACAAUCAGGCCUGGUGUGCUGCAGUCCAUGGUGUCGCAAAGAGUUGGACAUGACUGAGUGACUAAACAGCAAAAUGCUUGUGGUCCACUAGGGGCCUCCCCGGUGCCUUAGUGGUGAAGAAUUUGCCUAUAAUUCAGGAGACCCAGGCUCGAUCGCUGGGUUGGGAAGAUCCCCUGGAAGAGGACAUGGCAACCCAGGCCAGAAUUCUUGCCUGGAGAAUCCCAUGGACAGAGGAACCUGGAGGACUACAGUCUAUGGUGUCGCAGUGAGUCAGACACAAUUAAAGCGACUGAACACACAUGUGGUCCACUAGACCCUUGAUUGUUCUCAAGGGUCUUUGGCCUGUGCUUCUGUCCUGUCUCUGUGUGUGGCAUGUCAUGGCAGUUUCCCUUCUCCCUCACCCCACCCCCAACUACACUCACAUACUCCAUUUCUUACGUUUGCCCACAUACAAUAGCGGAGCUCCUGGUUCCCCCUCAGGUACUGAGCAUAUAAACAUUUCUCAGAUUCUUCCACAGCCUUAAGUCUCCUGGGGGAAACUGAGGCUUGAUACAGGUGUAAUAAGUGGUGGGAUUUUAGUAGAGGAGAUUUCUGGGCAUGCGGUUGCCAUGCAGUGCAGGGCUGAGGCAGGGCCAGCAGGCAGGAAUCAUCUGGGUCAGUGAUUCUCCCAUCCAAGUACUAACCAGGCCUGACUCUGCUUAGCUUCCGAGAUCGGAUGAGAUCAGGUGCAUUCAGGGUGGUAUGGCUGUAGACUGGGUCAGUGAUUCUCAGAACACAGUUCCUGGACUAGCAGCAGCAGCAGCAUCACCUGGGAUGAAACACAGAUUCUCAGGCCUCAUCAGAGACAGAUUAAAUCUGAAAGUCUGGGGUGGGGCCCAGCAAACUGUGUUUUAAGUCCUGCAGGUGACUGUGAUGCUCCCCAAAGUUUGAGAACAUGAGUCUAGGUGAGAGACCCCUAGCUGGGCUGGGGAGGAGAAGGCCUUGGCAAUUGGGUGUGGAGGGGUAAAGGUAAGGCUGUGUUGAGGAGGGCUUCGAGGUUUGGCUUAGUGAAGUGAAAAGUGUGAAAGUAUUAGUUGCUCAGUUGUGUCUCUCUUUGUGAUCCCACGGACUGUAGCCCACCAGGCUCCUCUGUCCAUGCAAUUCUCCAGGCAAGGAUACUGGAAUGGGUUGCCAAAUCUCAAAUUGGUGGGCCCCUCUGGUACUUGUUCCCCACCCCCCACCCCCCGACUCCUGCCAGGGGUUCUUCAGCCCCUCCCCACCGUGAGCACUGGCCCCCCACCUCUGGCCCUCUUACUGCCUGUAAGCAAUGCUCCCUCUUCACAACAAGUCAGCUCCCGGCCCAUCCGUGGUAGCCAGGGCGGUUGCCACAGCAAUUGACAUCAGCAGUUGGUCCCCGAGGAGCCUGCCGCUGUCCUGCCUGCCUGCCUGCAGCGCCUCCGUUACCAUUUCUGCGACGAGCAGAGGACAUGGCAUUGGGGAUCCCGCCCUCCUAGGCACCCCGUUUGGAAGACUGGGUGGGGCAGGGAAGAGCCAGUGGCGAAGGGGGCGGGGCAAGGGGAGGGUCAGUAGGGGAGGCGGGGCCCCUCUUUGGUGGCCUCUUGCCUCGGCGGUGAGCCCCAGUCCACUCAGCUCCCAGACGUUGGAGGCGGCAUCAGCAGCAGCAGCAAGUGGGCCAUGGCGGAGGACGAGCCGAAGCCUUCGCAGCUCAGUAUGCCUUUAGUCCUGGACCGGGACCUGACCAAGCAGAUGCGGCUGCGCGUGGAGAGCCUGAAGCAGCGCGGGCAGAAGCGCCAGGAUGGCGAGAAGCUGCUGCGGCCGGCCGAGUCCGUGUACCGCAUUGACUUCAUCCAGCAGCACAGGCUGCAGUUUGAGCGCUGGGACGUCGUGCUGGACCAGCCGGGCAAGGUCACCAUCACGGGCACCUCCCAGAACUGGACGCCCGACCUCACCAACCUCAUGACGCGGCAGCUGCUCGACCCCGCUGCCAUCUUCUGGCGCAAGGAGGACUCGGAGGCCAUGGACUGGAAUGAGGCCGACGCCCUGGAGUUCGGGGAGCGCCUGUCCGACCUGGCCAAGAUCCGCAAGGUCAUGUACUUCCUCAUCACCUUCAGCGAGGGCCUCGAGCCCGCCAACCUCAAGGCUUCCGUGGUCUUUAACCAGCUCUGAUAGAAGCAGCUGGUUGCCACCCCCUCCCCUUGCCCACUUGCCUGCUCCAUGCACCUUCCCCCACCCAGGUGUGUGUUUGGGGACAUUGUCUUCUAGCUACUGGCCUGUACUUGCUUGGCCGGACCGAGCCUGCGUCCUUCCUCCUCUCCUUUCCCUGGUGCUGAAGCUCCCCGCUCAUGGGAGGAAGAUGCAAACUCUUUGUAGUCUAGAAGCUAAGCUGGCUGCCACUGCUUCUGCUGUAGACCGUGGUGGCCUGGUCCGGGCCAGUGUGGGAAGAUGAGAAGCCAUGGGAGAUUGCCUUCUGUCUGCUCCAUCGCUGGGAGAAACUGAGAGAGACCAAGAUAGAAUCAGCAACAGGCAGAGAGAGACAUAACUAAAGAACCAGCCUUCCGGCUUCCUCCAGAGACAGAGAGGCAGAGACGACAGAGCAGCCUCCUUGGAGAGUCUGGCAAACAGGCAUUUGCUGCCCUCCUGGCCACAAAGCCUUUCCCUGGAGUCCGUGUCCGGACGUGAACACCCAGCCCGAGAACCCAGGAAGGCGCUUCUCUGGGUACCUUGUGUGGUCCCACGACACCUUACUCUUAACACAUCCGGCCGGGGUGCCGUGGGGGCUGAUUUGGGCAUGGGGAGUGGCUGGCAUGCUGGGGGCUGUGCAGACCAACUCUUGUUCUUCUAAGAAUGACUUCAGGAGGGGAGAAGUGAGGGGGGACAUCUGUCUAUCUAUACAUAUACAUGUAUGUCAAGAGGGAUCAUGCUAUGUUCAUUUGGAUAUAUUCUGUACCUGCCCUGUGAACAAGUUUGACUUUAGAUGAUCUAUCAUAUAGUCACCCAGCAGGUUGCCUGAUGGCCUUUAGCAGGAGCUUGAUCAGGGUGGCACUGGGGACGGGGUGCUUCUGAGCUGGGAGAGGUUCAUGCAGUGAAGUGGGGAGCAGUAUAGUAAGCAGAUUUCCCUCUGCCGGGGUGGGGGGAGCUGGAUAGACGGGUCCAGAGCCCUGGAGCUGGAGGCAUUAGCAUCUCUGGGGCUUGCUGGGACGUCGGGCUCUUCCUGGGUGACUGUUGGAAGAUGGUGAGCACAUCGUCCCGGUGUGGCAUCUUUGGUGGAGGCAAAGGGUGGGGAUGGACAUGGCCUGGGAUAGCAGUUGUGACAGCUGAUGGUCAGAAAUGGGCUGGGGGUGGCAGCGUGGUGUGAUGGUGGAACACUGGCCUCAGAGGUUGCUGGGCGCAACCCACUCCCCAGAGAGGGAAACUGAGGCACAGUUGCCAGCAGAUUCAGUUCCAGCCCCCACACCUCACUCCCCUUCACACUACACAGGCCCAGAGUUCUGGCAUCAGCCAAGGGCGCUUCAGGAGGUAUCUCCAGGCCAGCCCUUUUUUUUUGGUCAGGGAUGUGCCUGUGAUAGUUUGCUCAAGAGGCAGAGCUGUCGAGAGGUUGGAGGGCCCUGGGAACAGAGGCAGUGAGAGAUGGAGGGUGAGAGCCAACCCCAGUGAUCGGCGCUGCUGGUAGGGCAGGCAAGUGGAAGCAGCUGGAGUAGGAUUCUUCACUGGAAAGUUUGAUGUGAUGUGAGCAAUGGUCCGUCCUAACUCAAGGCUCAGGGGUCUAUUCCGGGACAUGCCAGGAUUCCUGCGUGCUCUCUGCUGACUCUGAGAGAGCCUGGAGGCCAGACCCCGGCAGAUGGCCGAGCCCUUCUGUCUUUGCUUGACCUCUCCCCGCAGCUCUGGGGACCCUCUUGGUGCAGCCUGCUUGUACCCCCACCACGUCUGCCCCACGCAGGCGUGAGUGCCUCUGCCGUGGCUACUGUGCGUCCCCAAUAAAGCCUGUGUGCCCCGCCUCGUGGUGUGCGUUCUCUCGUCAGGAGCCACCCCCUCCCUGGGCCCUCUCCACAGUCCUGCCCUCUCCUCCUCCCGCUGCUUUCAGGGACGAGUCCCCGAGCAGGCAGGUGACUGGCCCAAGAUCAGAUGUCAGGAUGGACUUUGAAACCAGGUGCCCUGACACCCAGCCAGGAACCAACACCCCUGACAGUUUUUUCUCCAGUGGUUCCCAGACCAGCCUACGUGUAAGGCCUCAGGGAGGCAGGGGGCGCCGAGAGGGGAUGGGGAGAACUCACCAAGUCAGGCUCCAUCUUGAGUCUCCCUCCCUUGCAGGGUGGCUGGGCAGGGGGCAGACGGGCCAGGAGAGUGGCUCAGGGGUAGGUAGGGUCAGGCCUGUGCCCAGGUUUCAUCUGGCCUGGGUCACUAAUUUGCUGCCUGUCCUCAGGCAGGCCUUGCCUCUCCCCCAGCCUCAGACUUUCUGAAGGGAACAGCCUGCUUCUGUGAAGCCCUUGCAUUCCUGCCCCUCCUGACCAGAUAAGGCCCAUGUCACCAUGACGCCUUAGUGCCCCAACUGAGCCCGCCCCUCAGUGUUUGGACAGUGACAACAGAAGCCCAGGGAGGAAGCUGCCUGCCUGAAGUCACAGCGGAUGUGGAGGGCCGGGGAGGGUGUAUAUGUGAACCAAGCUCUGGAUCUGUGGACCUUUGACCCCUUGACACUGGCCCCCUGGAAUGGGCAGGGGCGAUGCCGCCAUCCCACUGGAGGGCUCAGGCCCCGGGCGAGGCUGGUUUCUCCCCAGAGACAAGGUCAGGCCUCGCUUCAGAGGCCACUCUUCGGGUUUUGCUUCAGAACAACCCCCAGGCAGGUCUUGCAGCCCCGUCUUCCUCCACCCCAGAGCCCUGCCCAGAGCAGCCGCUGCUGCCCUGAUUCUCUUCCCCAAGCCCCACCGUCCGGCCACAGCCUCCAUCCACUCCUGAAGAUGCUUCUGGGAGGUGUGUGUAUGUGUGGCGGGGAGGGGGAACCAAGAGAGGAAGCCAACCCUCCCGGCCCCGGAGGGCAGCAGUAGAAGGCCUGGUUUUGCUUCCGAGACUGGGCUGGGAGGAGGGCAGGGAGUGUGAAGUGAGGACACGCUUUCCAAGGAGCCCGUGAGAAACCCCCAGCAGCAGACCUGCCGUUUCCUGAGCUCGUGCCUCCCGCUGAGCCAGGGUAAGGCAGUGUGAGGGGCCCUGCCCCCAGCCCCCACCUCUGUGACUCCAGGAGACCAUUUUUGAGUCUGUUUUCUCAUCUGCCAUUCUGUGGGAGCUUAUAAUGCUUCCUCCCGUGUAGGGUCGUUGUGAAGAAGAAAUGAGUUAGCGAAGUGCUGAGCUUCCUGAGUGGCACACGGGCUUCCUCUCUGGGUCUGCGCAUUGUAAAUACUUUCUCAGUCACUGCAGACACGGGGUCCCACUUUUCACAGUGAUUCUGAGAGGAGAGUGAGAGGAACAUGUUUACUGAGGAAGAGCGCGCGGUGCCGAGAGGUGAGGUGCAUUGCCGGAGGCAGCACAGCAGCCGACAGCGCAGUGAGGUGGAGGCACGGGCAGGGUCCAGGCCUGCUCUGGUUGGAGAGAGUGGGCUUGUGGAGUGGAGUCUCUUCACGUCACCGGGCUCAGAAGGGCCCAGUGGAGGGGACCUCCAGCCCUCCAGUCUAGCCUGGGAGCCCUGCGGGAGGGGGCCGCCCAGGGCUCUGUCUGAGUAUCUGGCUGGGCCCACUCUUGUGAACAGGGAUCCCCAGCGCCCCCUGCUGGUGUAUCAGCUCCCUGCUCUCUGGGUGGUGAGCCACGGGGCUCUCCUCCCAAGGGGGUAGGGAUGGGGGUUACCCAUCUUCCUGGCCUCUUCUUGUCAUGGCGUCUGAAACUCAGGAGUUUGAGACUCUUGAAAUCAGAAGCUGAGAACUGAGAAACUUCAGAUGCUCAGAAGAACCAGGGGCUCGUUCGUUUUGAGGCCUGUGGCUCACCUCACCCGAGUUGGGUAAUGAAUGCAGGAAACCCACCGUGGUUGGGGUUGCAGGCAGAAAUCUGUAGGGUGUUCCCUCUCUGCCACAGGAGCAGACACACACACGCGCGCACACACACUUGCACAGAAGCACACUGAUGCACAUACUGACUUUCACAUACACAUGCAUGCUUCUGUGUACACACACAUGGGUGUUCACUCACUGGCCCAGAGUCCAGCAGGAUUUGAACCCAGCCACUUGGGUCUGGGUGGGAGUCCCUCAGGGAAAGCCCCAAUAAGGAAAAGGGGAGGAGUCCAGGUGCCAGGCAAGGGGCACUGGGGCACACCCAUCGGGGAGGCUUUGACGUUUCUGGGUGAUUCUGCAGUGGGUGGCUGAAUGGGUGUGCAUGCUGAGUCGCUUCAGUAGUUUCUGACUCUUUGCGAUCCUGUGGACUGUAGCCCCACUAGGCUCCUCCGUCCAUGGGAUUCUCCAGACAGAAAUCCUGGAGUGGAUUGCUGUGCCCUCCUCCAGGGGAUCUUUCCGACCCAGGGGUCGAACCCAUGUCUCUUAUGUCUCUUGGAUUGGCAGGAGGAUUAUUUACCAUUAAGGCCACCUAUGUGUGAGGUUGCUUGCAAUCCCACUGAGUUCUUGCCUCACUGCCUCGUCAGCCCAAGGAGGUAGCUCAGCCCUUUCAGGCCUUGUUUUUCCCAUCUGCCCAGUGGGCUGUUGCCAAGGUUUUCCUUUCUCCUCUUGGGAGGGAGGUUGACCAGGUUACCCCAAGGUUGCACACAUCAUGUACCCCACACACCAGCAGGGAUGACCCCUCAUGUGUGCACAGCCCUCCACAGUUGAUACAUUUUAGUGCUUAUAGACAGUCUUGGAAGGAGAGUAGGUAGAUGUGGACUCCUUGGGAGAUACAGUGUUAGAUAGAACUGAAGGAGUGUUCCAGGGAAGAGAAAGUCAGGGGCUUGUAAAGGCAAAAGCCAUAAGAUUGUUAAAGGAAGUAUUUGUUCUCAAGGGCCAGACUGUCACGAGUUGUUUUAGGGUAAAGGAUCCAAUAAAUAUCUUGAGUUUCUGGAACACUGGGCAGACAUUCUGGAUGGCUGCAUUAAAAGAAGAAGUGGUCAAAGUUCAGAUUCCAUGUGGGCAGAGGCAUGCAUAAGUCACACUUGCUCAGUGACCUCCCAGCCCCAUUUUAGAGCACUCUCUUAGGAAAACCAACUCCAUUUCCUUUUUUCUUUCGUACCACUAGCGUGCACAAACUCCCCAGCUGGCCAGGGUCUCGCUGCGGCCAGCACUUGCAGAUUUUCCUCCUGGGAAGAUAGCCAGCUGUGGAGCUGGGCCUGGCCACGUGGGAAGGAGCUUGGAGGAGGGGCUGCCUGCCGGUGCCCAAGGAGAAGGUGGGGUCAGGAGGCCCCUGCCAGCUGCUGCUCUGCUGGCCCCUGAGGGAUGUGGUCUGGGGUGUAGCCAGCAGAGGGAGCCACCUGUUCCAGGCUGAGGUGUCCUGAAUCUAU